Messenger RNA from Archocentrus centrarchus (flier cichlid), 1906 nucleotides. RefSeq names its product pre-mRNA cleavage complex 2 protein Pcf11-like. The record is from RefSeq and is a predicted model, not a curated record. The transcript is spliced from 11 exons. The coding region runs from base 1 to 1797 and encodes 598 amino acids. Lineage: Eukaryota; Metazoa; Chordata; Actinopteri; Cichliformes; Cichlidae. Gene Ontology annotation, biological process: termination of RNA polymerase II transcription; mRNA 3'-end processing. Gene Ontology annotation, cellular component: mRNA cleavage factor complex; cytoplasm. Gene Ontology annotation, molecular function: RNA polymerase II complex binding; mRNA binding.
AUGCACGCUAAGAAAAGAGCCCGCUCACACUCCAGGUCCCAUUCCCCCACAGACUUCCCAGAGAGGAAGGACAGCGGUUCGCCAAUGAGGAGAGCCCACAGCGGUUCCUCCUCACUGUCACCUUUGCACAAAGCUGCAAAACUGCAGAGGUUUGAGGAUUGGCACGCUGAAACCAGAGAUUCCCAUUUGCCACGCAGCCAUUAUAGAAGUGGCGACAUGGUGCCCCAGAUCAAACAAUUAUAUAAGUACCAGGAGGAGAUCCAGCAGCGCAAAAACAGCUGGGACAAAUUCACUGACUUCCCACCGCUGCAGAGCCCCUCGGCUCAGCCCCACCCCUAUGAAGGCAUGGAUUCUGCGGGGCAGUCAUACUAUGAGCACAACUCCAAACUGAGGUUCAAGCAGAGUGCCCGACACCUGCCGCUGCCACAUAAAUACAACCGAACCCCACAAGACAGGCCAAGUGAGAGAGGGUGGAACUCUCCGCUGACUGAGCAGCAGCGUUACAACAAUUGCGAGGUGCAGCGCUUUGAAGCACCACGUCACCUUAACAAUAGGGACCCUGCUCCUGGUCUUGGUCAUGGACCUGCACCCAUGGGCUUCCAGCAGCAGCCCUCACGCUUCAAUGGCCCUUUGAGGUUUGAUGCCCCACGAUAUGUUGAGGGUCCGGGACAUCCGGGGCCCCAAAAUGGCGUGCCAUAUCAGGGUGGGCCCCUGCACUUUGAGAACUUUCCAGGCCAGCAGAGCCACCUGCAUUUUGAUCCUCGACACAACCUGCGGCCUUCAAUGAGACCGAUAGGUCCGCCCAUCUACAAAAACUCCAUGGCCCCCGAGCAGAACUUCCCCAUGGCUUCCCAGUGCUUCCCGAAGCCCAUAAAUCCUCAGUUUCCCACACUGUCAGUGGCGGUCCCAGGACAGCAGAACAUCCAGCAGGUGGGAAACUUCAACAUGCAGCCAAAUUUUAGUCAGCCAGGACCCGCUACCUUCUACAACCCAGCAGCUCCUGCCAUCGGUCCACAGCAGCCACUUUCUGUAAUGGGAAACGUGAACCAGCCCUUCCUACCUCAGAACCCAGUGCCUUUCCCACAGCAGAAUCCGCAGGUCAGCCCUCCAGUGAACCAGUUGAGUCAGAUUCACAUGAAGGACCUGGUGCCCAUACUCACAAGCAUGGGCAUCAUCAAACCCUUGCAGCCUGAAGCCGCGCCCACCUCCAGCAGCAAAUCUUCUUCUGUGCCUCCUGCAGCACCACUGGUGGAGAAGGAGAAAGAAAAGGAGCAUGAGGUGGAGGAGGAAGACAUCCCAGACCUUACCAGCUUCAGCAUUGACAAACUGAGCAAGGGCUACGAGAGCGUGGUGACCGAGCUGUACUCAGGGAAGCAGUGCAGCCAGUGCAGCAAGCGCUUCAAAGACACUGAGAUCAACAUGUAUCGUGACCACCUGGACUCUCACUUCAUGGGGAAUCGCACCAAGAAGGAGGCUGGGAAGAAGGGCUUGCACCGCAGCUGGUACUACAGCGCCAAGGAGUGGGUCAAGUUAGAGGACAGCAAUCUGGAGGACGCCAGCUUCUUCAAAAAAGAGAAUGAGAAGAGGUUGCAGAAGAAAGAGGUAAAGGAGGUCCAGCGCACGAGAGCCACCAAGGGCCAGGUGAAAGAGAUGAGUUGUGAAAUCUGUCAGGAGUCCUUUGAGACAUACUGGGUGCAUGAGGAGGAGGAUUGGUUCCUGAAAAAUGCCAUCAAGGUUAAUGACAAGAACUUCCAUCCCAUGUGCUUCGAAGAUUCUGAUAAAAAUAUGCCGUUGUAGCUUGAUGUCAUGCUGUCUUCCAACAAGCUGAAGAUACUCAUCAUUUGCAUCUCUACUUGAAUGUAUUUUUGUAUUUUGACUUGUGUGGCUGUCUGAACUUGUACAUGAC